AUGGAUUUAGAUACAGAUGUUCAAAUGGAAGAUGCUGUAGAAUUAGAUACAAGUCUUGAAGAAGAAGAAGUUAAUUCAACAGGAGAUUAUUCAUUCAAUCAACCUUUCCAAACAAAAGAAGGUCCACCUCCUGAAUUAUCAUCACAAAAUAUAAAUCAAUUAGAUGAAUGGAUUGAACAUUUAAGUAAAUGUCAACCUUUAUCUGAAGAAAAUGUUAGAAGAUUAUGUAAAAUGGCUAUUGAUGUUUUACAAUUUGAGGAAAAUGUUCAACCUGUUAAUGUUCCUGUAACAAUUUGUGGUGAUGUUCAUGGUCAAUUUCAUGAUUUAAUGGAAUUAUUUAAAAUUGGUGGUCCAUGUCCUGAUACAAAUUAUUUAUUUAUGGGUGAUUAUGUUGAUAGAGGUUAUUAUUCUGUUGAAACUGUAAGUUAUUUGGUUGCAAUGAAGGUUAGAUAUCCAAAUAGAAUCACUAUAUUAAGAGGGAAUCAUGAAUCAAGACAAAUUACUCAAGUUUAUGGGUUUUAUGAUGAAUGUUUAAGAAAAUAUGGUUCUGCAAAUGUUUGGAAAUUAUUUACAGAUUUAUUUGAUUAUUUCCCAAUUACUGCAUUAGUUGAUAAUAAAAUUUUUUGUUUACAUGGUGGUCUUUCACCAUUAAUUGAAACUAUAGAUCAAGUUCGUGAAUUGAAUAGAAUUCAAGAAGUUCCACAUGAAGGUCCAAUGUGUGAUUUAUUAUGGUCAGAUCCUGAUGAUAGAGGUGGAUGGGGUAUUAGUCCAAGAGGUGCUGGUUUCACUUUUGGUCAAGAUAUUAGUGAACAAUUCAAUCAUACUAAUGGAUUAUCAUUAAUUGCAAGAGCUCAUCAAUUGGUUAUGGAAGGUUAUUCAUGGUCUCAUCAAGAAUCUGUUGUUACUAUAUUUUCAGCACCAAAUUAUUGUUAUAGAUGUGGUAAUCAAGCUGCAAUUAUGGAAGUUGAUGAACAACAUUCAAGACAAUUUUUACAAUAUGAUCCAAGUGUAAGGCCAGGUGAACCAACAGUUACAAGAAAAACUCCAGAUUAUUUCUUGUGA
This is a messenger RNA of Hansenula ciferrii, 1062 nucleotides long. RefSeq names its product phosphoprotein phosphatase 2A catalytic subunit PPH21 (gene PPH21). Bases 1 to 1062 code for a protein of 353 amino acids. NCBI's taxonomy places the organism in Eukaryota, Fungi, Ascomycota, Saccharomycetes, Phaffomycetales, Wickerhamomycetaceae. The transcript has a single exon. Gene Ontology annotation, biological process: mitotic cell cycle; peptidyl-serine dephosphorylation. Gene Ontology annotation, cellular component: cytosol. The record is from RefSeq and is a predicted model, not a curated record. Gene Ontology annotation, molecular function: protein serine/threonine phosphatase activity.